CCGUAUUGGAAAAAAGAUAUUCUUAUGCAAAAAUGCACGACACAGGUCCCCGAGCGCGAGUAAUUUGCGUCGGCCCCCGCGAUCCCUCCCCGAGCCCGCGAUAUUUCAUGAAUGAAAGCCAUCGCCCCCUCUCUUGCUGAUUUUACCACACGAACCAAGCAGACAGGGCUGGGCAGUUCGCUUCUUCGUCAUCGCGCGCACUCAGCGCAGAUCUCCACCGGAAAGUUUCGCGGCGCCCUUCACUUUAGCCGCAUCGGGUUUUGUCUUUUUCGGCAGCAGGCUCACCUCGCAGCUUCGCCUAGGGCCGGAGUCUACGCAUCUCGAACGAUGGCCACGCAGCUAGCCUCCGCGGAGCUGCCGGCGUUCCUGGCGCCCCUUGAAGGCCAGGCGGAGGCAUACGGCCGAGCGUGGACGUCGCCGGCGGACGAAGAAGCGAAGCUAGCCGAUUUUCUCGCAAAUUACGAUCCGGCGUUCCGGCUGUACCUCAUGAAGCCAAACGCGACGGACUUGCUGGUCGAAGGACGCGACAACUUCGGGACUCGCCAAGCCGAACUGUUCCACUCGUCCCCCGGUCUUGGCCUAACCGUGCAUCGGCGCUUCUUCUUUUCUGAAGUUACCGCGGACGGCACGACGGGGAGCGCGCAGCGACAAACGGCAUUCUUCCUCGACAUGGAAACCUAUUACGGACGCCAAGCGAGCGAGAAUUUGCCGUCCACGGGAAAGCUUCUGGUCAUACAUGAGGUCGUUCGAUCGAGUGCCGAGAAAACGAACGCGGAAAACACCUCCGCGCCGAGAAUCUCCCGGGCGUGGGUAUACAAGGACGAAAAUCCAGAGUUUGUGUACCAAGACCGUUUUGAGCCGGGAAAAUCUGAUUACGCAGACUAUUUUCCUAGAGCUACUUUAGAUUUGGUGCAGAAGGAGCUUCAAAUCACCGACGGCACGGCGCUGCAGCUGAUUGAUGUGUCCCCGACGGUGAAGCAGGACCUGUGAGACGCUGGGUCAACAGGUUGUUCACAAGGAUGGAUGCUUCAUUAUCCAAAGAGCAAAUGGUACACACGCUGUUCGAAUCAAACGCAAUAAGGAACUUGUACUUGCAGUGUGCAGUAAGUUGAAGUGCAAACCAGAACAGAU
Amoebophrya sp. A120 is the source of this 1131-nucleotide messenger RNA. NCBI's taxonomy places the organism in Eukaryota, Dinophyceae, Syndiniales, Amoebophryaceae. The record is from the annotation of a GenBank genome assembly.